Messenger RNA from Dimorphilus gyrociliatus, 445 nucleotides. Lineage: Eukaryota; Metazoa; Annelida; Polychaeta; Dinophilidae. The record is from the annotation of a GenBank genome assembly.
GAUGGACUUGACAGAAGAACAAAUUGCGGAAUUUAAAGAAGCUUUUUCUUUAUUCGAUAAAGACGGCGAUGGUUGUAUAACAACGAGAGAGCUUGGAACUGUCAUGAGAUCUCUGGGUCAGAUACCGAGUGAAACCCAACUAGAAAAGAUGAUAAAUGAGAUUGACUCCGACGGCAAUGGUAUAAUCGACUUUCCCGAAUUUUUGAUGAUGAUGGCUAAGAAGGUGAAGGACACGCCGAGUGAAGAAGAAAUGAGAGCUGCCUUUAAAGUAUUUGAUCGAGAUGGUAAUGGGUUAAUUUCAGCUUCUGAGCUACGUUACGUUAUGGCUAAUCUUGGUGAAAAAAUGACUGACGAAGAGGUUGAUGAAAUGAUUCGCGAGACUGAUUUAGACGGUGACGGUUUCGUUAAUUAUCAAGAGUUUGUUGCCAUGAUGUAUCCUUCCUAA